Molecule: messenger RNA, 435 nt
Organism: Sparassis crispa
Lineage: Eukaryota; Fungi; Basidiomycota; Agaricomycetes; Polyporales; Sparassidaceae
Exons: 3
Coding region: 1-435 (144 amino acids)
Source: RefSeq, a predicted model, not a curated record
AUGGCUUCUCUCUGCCUCUCUCCUUCCUCAUCCUCCUCUUCUUCCUCUUCCACAGCCUCCUGCGCUUCCUCCUCCUACGGCUCGCCACACAUGCAUCCGACGCGUCCGACACGGCCCUCCGCUGGUACACCCGCAAUUGCCUCGCUCCCCAGCUUCGCGCACUCGCUGUCCUCGUUUCCGACGAUGACUGCUGUCACGAACGACAUGGUGCACUACGGCUCCGGGCGUGCCAAACGCGCCAGCGAAGCCAAGCUCAACACCGUCCUGCGCCGGACUCAGCGACGGCAAGACACAGGCUAUCCCGACUCCCCUGCGCGCGACUGCAGUCAUAGCGUGCCGAGUCUCGAGCCACGUGCGCCGUGUGGCGCAGCCCCAGCUCAGGGCGAGGACGACGAUGCGAUCGUCGUGGCGACCAGGAAGCGCAAGGUCAACUGA